Molecule: messenger RNA, 4920 nt
Organism: Salvelinus fontinalis (brook trout)
Lineage: Eukaryota; Metazoa; Chordata; Actinopteri; Salmoniformes; Salmonidae
Product: G-protein coupled receptor 12-like
Exons: 2
Coding region: 400-1434 (344 amino acids)
Biological process (GO): G protein-coupled receptor signaling pathway
Cellular component (GO): membrane
Molecular function (GO): G protein-coupled receptor activity
Source: RefSeq, a predicted model, not a curated record
CACUCCUAUCUGUCUCUGUCCUUGAGCAGUGUGUGCAGACAUACGGAUAAGUCCUGGUAUUGAGCUGUUGCUGCCUCUUCUUCCGGUAGAGGGUAGCCUAUUGAACAAACAGGACCCGUCUCGGAGUCUGGCCCGUUUGGGACUCACUCAGAGCAGCAAAGACCCAUCCCCCGAUGCUACUGCUGCAUCUCCAUCUGAUCUAGGCGCCGCACCUGCCGCCAACGUUAUCAAUUGCGUAUCAUGGAAAUACAGCAAGGACGCACUUUUUCCUAGACCGAACAUCAGAGUCUAGGUAGGCUGUGGAUAGCGGUAGAUGAAUGGAGGAAUGAAUGGACGAGCGGGCUAUUGUUACUGCAACCUGGCAGUGCAUUUGGAAGAACCAUAGAUGAUAAAACAUUAAUGACAGGGGCCAAAAUGAGCAACGACUAUGAGGCAUCAGUCACCCCCAGCUGGCUGACCUCUGACCCCACUGUCUGGUCCAGCAGCAGAGACGGAUUCACAGACAACGCCACUUACCCACCUAUGGACUCCUUCCCACCGCUGCCCCCUCUCCUGGUCAAUCCCUGGGACAUCUUGCUGUGCUCCUCAGGGACCCUCAUCGCCUGUGAAAACGCCCUGGUGGUACUGGUGAUCUGGCAGAACCCGGCUCUGCGUGCCCCCAUGUUCCUGCUGAUCGGCAGCCUGGCCCUGGCUGACCUCCUGGCUGGUCUGGGCCUGGUGCUCCACUUCACCUUGGCCUACCUGCUGAGGUCUGACUUGGCCCAGCUGCUGACUGUGGGUCUGGUGGUGGCCUCCUUCUCAGCCUCCGUCUUCAGCCUGCUGGCCAUCACCAUAGACCGUUACCUGUCACUCUACUACGCUCUGACCUACAACUCAGAGCGCACCGCCGCCUUCACCUACACCAUGCUGGUCGUCCUCUGGGGCCUGUCUCUCUGUCUGGGCCUACUUCCCGUCACGGGGGUGAACUGCCUGACGGAGGAGUCGACAUGCAGCGUGGUGCGCCCGCUGACUAAGAACAACGUGGUGGUGCUGUCCGUAUCCUUCCUCCUGCUGUUCGGCCUCAUGCUGCAGCUGUACGUGCAGAUCUGUAAGAUCGUCAUGCACCACGCCCACCAGAUCGCCUUGCAGCAUCACUUCCUGUCCGCCUCGCCCCACUACGUCACAACCAGGAAUGGCGUUUCCACGCUGGCCAUCAUCCUGGGGACGUUUGCCGCCUGCUGGAUGCCCUUCACCGUCUACUCACUGGUCGCCGACUACACGUACCCACCUCUCUACACAUACGCCACCCUGGUGCCCGCCACCUACAACUCAGUCAUCAACCCAGUGAUCUACGCCUUCAGGAACCAGGACAUCCAGAAGGCUCUGUGGCUGGUGUGUUGUGGCUGUAUACCGGCCAGGGUGGCCCACAGGGCCCGGACCCCCAGCCACGUCUGACCCAGACCCAGGCCCCGGGAGGGAAGGAGAGAGGUGCCCUGGGCAGAGGGAGGAAGGCAGACAGGCAGCCUGGGCUCAGGCAGAUGGCUGGAAAGGACGGUCUGUGUGCAUAGUAAUUUUAGCCGCUUUUACUGAUAUGGGUUUUUAUGCUCAAAAGGAUUGAGAGAUUAUUAUUAGAUUAUUAAAGAUUGUGCCACUUUACGCACAUCAAAUAAAGGGCUUGUGUUUGUGUGUAUACAAAAAGAUAGGAUGUCGCACGGACAGAGAAGGAGGAAGAGAGGAGGAGAAGUGGAGUGAGUGAUGACAGAGGGGGGGCGAUUAUCAAGAUGCAUACAAGAUGAAGUCGGGCUGAGGGCUCAAGCAUCUUGUCUCGCUGCUGCACUCUGAACGUACCUUGAAAGCUAAAUAACCACGGGAGGCUAAAAAUAGCCCGGGUGCUCUGUGAUCCGCGAGCAGUGCGUCCGACACAGACUCCAUGCAAAGAAACCAAGGCGGAGAGCGGGCGCCUAUCUUCCCCUUCCUCCCUCCUUCCAUCCACUUUUAUUUCGCUUCAUCUCUCCCUAUUUGGCUUUAAAGCCCCCACCCUUGAGCGUGUGAGAAUGAUGUUCUGCUUUUACAUUCUGAGAGGUGACAACAGCCUCGGGAAGGAAAGUCCCCUGAUACCUGUAGCACGCACCGUUAACCCUCCAAAUGCCUUUAUUUUAUGGUAAGGCUUUGAUAGUUUUGAUAUCUCUGUUUUAUCCCUCCACUUCUUCUACAUAAACAGAUCAACUAAUCAUACCUAAUUCAUUGGGCAUUGCAGGCACAUUGGGUAGGCAGGCUGACUGUUCUUGAAUGUAGCGUGUGAAAUGUUCCCUCUGUGAAUCGAGUUGGUUGUUCAAGCUACUCAGUUUGUAGUUAGACCAGCUGGGUGUUGUUGCAACUGAAUGUAUUUUUUAUAUUAAUUUGAUCUCUUAGCCUGUCCAUUAGGUUAUGAAAACGCCUUAUCCUCACCCCAACCUUCAACCUAACCUUCAACCUGUUGCAUAGGACUUUAAUGUAAACCGUUUCCCCUAAUAGCCAGGCCUAGGCCUGUUGGCUAAACCAUCACUAUCACUCAGCGCUUCCCCUCUCCCCACCUGUUAUAAUAAAAUCAGUCAGUCACACUCAGGCCUAAUACUUUGGCAUUAUCCUAAUAUAUGGUUUGUGAAUUUAAAAAGCACUGUAAAAUAUAAAUUAGCAAUCAUAUUGGUUUUCCUUUUUCAUGAAAAUGGCAUCAUCAGCAGUCCAUCUUCAAUAUUCUUCUAAUUGCUACUCUGUACCUCAUCCUGUUGCGAAAAAAAAACUACUUGAAUGCAAUAAGCUAUGAAUGCUGAGCCAAUCAGAAAAAUGUAUGAUCAUGGAAAUUCAUAAUAUACAUAUAGAAUAUAGACCCCUAACCCCCCCCCCCCCCUCUCUUUCCCUAUACCACAUCUAUGACUGGCCAUAUCCAGAUGACCAAUAUCCUAAGUGACAGACCCUGGCACAAUGUCUGGUUCAGAUCUUUGGAUAGCAAGAAAGGAGAGAGCAGUGACACAUCUUGCUGUUCCAGCUUUGGAUGUCUCCUGCCUCCUGGAACCACUUCCUUACCCUGGCUGACAAAUGCCCACCACCCCCUGACCCUAGCCAGUGUAAGGACGUCACGCUGCUUGCCAAUUCCUCCUGAUUUGCUCACACCGAGUCACGAUCAAACCCAGGACUUCCAUUUUGCUAGCACACGUGAUCGCCCUCCUUGACAAUGUACCAACCAUUUGAGCUAUCGAAAAAUAUGUAAGGCAGUAGCUCCAUCGGUGAUAUUUCACUAGCUGUGGAGUGAGUUUACCGUACAUGUUCUUAAGCGCUUCCAGAUCCUCAGUCUACCCCGUCAUAUCAGUGUGCAGCAGUAACUAAGUGUUAGUUACUACAUGGACCGACAGAAAUACUCUGUCAGCAAUAACAGCCUCUCCCCAGUAACAUGACCACCUCCAGCAUGAUGAUAUACGACGACCACAACCAACAGCCCUUCUGCGAUGCCUAGCAAAGUCCUUAUACACCAGGCCCAAACAAGGACUCAACUUCCUAAGACUUGUGCUGUAUGUGAUUUCUCCAAAUGGGAAAUCAGAUCUUGACUUAUGUGUUUUGUUUUUGAAAAUGUGAAUGGUACAGGAUACUGACUGCCACCGCCCAGUAUUCUGUCAUUAGUCAUUACAACGUCACUGCCUUUUUUUAUUCUGAAUCUACUGCUCUAUUCUCUGGCUAUGGUCUUCUUCAAUAUCUUACAAUGAAUGAAAUUGGACUCGGUAAGAAAAUAUCUUACAAGUUUUCAGUUGCAUCUGCCUUUGUAAACCUAUGAAGUGUUUUUGAGUGUUGUAAACCUAAGCGUCUGUGAAUAAGGAAAAUGUUUCUGCAUUUGAGUGUGUGUGUGUGUGUGUGUGUGUGUGUGUGUGAUCUGUGUACCAUAGAAAUAUAAUUAAUUAUAUUUAUAUAAUUUAUAUAUUAUAUAAUUAUAUACAUUUUUUAUUAUAUAAUUAUAUUUAUAUUUCUAUGGCUUGUAUGGGGGUUUGUGAUCAGCAGCACAGACCUCCUGUAUAUCUGUCUCCAUGGGGACAGUGGCUCUGAGGACUUACUUCCAGUGUGACCCUUUGACCUCAGAGGAAAUUGUCUGCUUGUCUUCCUAUCAUUCUGAGAGAAGUGACCUUCUAAGAGAAGUGACAAAUUCCACCACAGGAAUGAAAUAGAGAAGGAUAUGUUUAAAUUAUGGUGUACGUGUGCAGCUGACUGAGCCGUAGUGAGGGGUUAAAGGCAAUGGCGUCACGUGACUGAUGGAAAAAUAACCUAUAUCGUUAUCACAGGUUCUGGUGGCUCUUACAGACAAACAAUAAUACCAAGAAAACACUUCUUUACCUUUGAAGAAUAAUCUAUUUUGUUAUAUUUAUUGAAAGUCUCAACAACAAAAAAUCUCAGCGUUGUCUCGCCUAAACUAUGAUGUAUCUAAAGUAACUUGUAUUUUAAUGCGCUGUAGAGCCUCUCUUGAAUGAAUUGGUAAAGAAAUGAUUGUUUAUUUUGUAUGGCAUUCUGUUGACCAAUUAGAUUCUGUAAAUAGAGCAUGCAUAUCAUUAUAGGGGUGUUGUGACAUCAUGUAUGGUGCUACCUACUGCAGGAUCCCAGGGGGACUCAGGUGCACCGUAUUCAAAUGACAUCAAAUUUGACCCCCUUUUAUUGUCAUUUUACAGUCUGUUUACAUUUCCAUCCCUAGCCCCUUCCCCCCAAUCCCACCUCCUUCUUUAGGCAGAUCUGCAAAGUCUGGAUAGGUGAACGCAGUAUGGCAUACACUUUAGUUAGCAGAUUAGCCUGUUGGAGGGUUAGAUGGUGCUGUCACAGUACUGCUUACACCUAUCCCAAACCUUGAGGAUCUGCCAGACCAAUGAGCUAAGGGCUAGGGACGGAAAUGGAACCGGGCCUACCUUGUUUGAUGAAUGUUCUCUCAUG